Thermochaetoides thermophila DSM 1495 is the source of this 1596-nucleotide messenger RNA. RefSeq lists its product as uncharacterized. The coding region runs from base 1 to 1596 and encodes 531 amino acids. The transcript has 4 exons. Gene Ontology annotation, molecular function: oxidoreductase activity, acting on paired donors, with incorporation or reduction of molecular oxygen; heme binding; monooxygenase activity. NCBI's taxonomy places the organism in Eukaryota, Fungi, Ascomycota, Sordariomycetes, Sordariales, Chaetomiaceae. The record is from RefSeq and is a predicted model, not a curated record.
AUGCACUUCAAUACAGAUCACCUCCAGCUCUGGCUGGGCCUAGGAGUCGUGGCCGGGCUGCUUUAUAUCUGCGGCUUGGUUAUCUACCGUCUUUUCUUCCAUCCCCUGGCCAAGUACCCAGGUCCCUUCCUGGCAAAACUGACCGAUGCUUACAUGCUCUACUACGCCUGGCGCGGCGAUCGUCAUCUCGAGUUCUGGAGAUUACACGAGAAGUACGGCAAGUUUGUGCGCUUCGCGCCAAACGGGCUCUCGAUCAACUCGAACCAGGCGCUCAAGGACAUCUACGGCUUCCGCUCCAAUGUGCGCAAGUCCGAGUUCUACGAUGCCUUCGUGCACCCGGCGCCAAACACCCACAACACGCGAGAUAAGGAACUGCAUGCUCGAAAGCGCCGCGUGCUGUCCCACGCAUUCUCCGAUUCAGCUAUCAAGGAGGUCGAGCGCUACAUUCUCGCCAACAUUCGCACAUUCUGCGAUGCCAUCGGCGACUAUGGCCGCAACCUUGCCGAACGCAAGGGCUGGAGUACGCCCAAGAAUAUGUCUGACUGGUGCAACUGGCUGGCCAUGGAUAUUUUAGGAGACCUCUGCUUCGGCAAGGCCUUCCACAUGCUGGACCGUCCAGACAACCGCUAUGCUAUUGACCUAGUCGGUGUUGCGGCGCAGCGCCAUCUCUUGUGCGGUACUAUGCCCAUUGUCAACAAGCUGAACCUUGACCGCAUCCUCUUCCGCAACAUUGCUGCUGGUCGCGCCCGUUAUAUGGCAUACAGCCGCUCUCAGCUCGCUGAGCGCACGGCCCUGGGCGAUGAGACUGAUCGUCGCGACUUCUUCUACUACCUCUUGACUGCUCGUGACCCUGAAACUGGCCAGGGCUUUACUACCCCUGAACUUUGGGCCGAAUCGAAUCUCCUCAUCAUUGCCGGCAGCGACACAACCUCUACCGCCAUGGCCGCAACCCUCUUCUACCUUACCCGGCAUCCGGACGCCCUCAAGCUCGUCACCCAAGAAAUCCGCUCCAAAUUCACAAACCUUGAAGACAUCCACCAAUCUCCGCAACUCACCUCCUGCACCUACCUGCGCGCCUGUAUCGAUGAAGCCAUGCGCUUGUCCCCCUCCGUCGGCGGCAUCCUCCCGCGCGAGGUCCUCCCAGGCGGCAUCACCAUUGACGGCCAGCGCGUCCCUGCCGGCGUGGUCGUCGGCGUUCCGCACUACACGAUCCACCACAACGCGGCUUACUACCCGGAUCCGUUCAGCUACCGCCCAGAGCGCUGGAUCUCGGGGCAGCUGCCGGAUGGGACACAGUCGCCUUUCACGCAGAACCAGGUCGCCCUGGCACAGAGCGCGUUCUGUCCUUUCUCGAUCGGCCCUCGCGGUUGCAUUGGUAAGGGGUUGGCUUAUGUCGAGAUGACGAAUACCCUGGCUCGUGUGCUGUGGCUGUAUGAUGUGCGUCGGGCUCCUGGGGUGGAAGAUCCUGGUGAAGGUGGAAAGCCGGGCGCGGUGUACGGCCGGCAUCGGAAGGACGAGUUCCAGUUGGUCGAUAUCUUUACGAGUUUGAAGGAUGGGCCAUUGGUAGAGUUUAGGAAGAGGAGUGAUCUGGAGUAG